Messenger RNA from Sphenostylis stenocarpa, 1089 nucleotides. Lineage: Eukaryota; Viridiplantae; Streptophyta; Magnoliopsida; Fabales; Fabaceae. The record is from the annotation of a GenBank genome assembly.
AUGGCUGAUUUAAGAGUAAAGAAAGGAAGAAAUAAGAAGAAACAUGUCACCACCAUUACCUCUCUUCCAAGGGACUUGCAAGUAGAGAUUUUUGCCAUGGUGGCCUCUCGCUCCGUCUCUGACCAUUGCAUGGUCAAAUUAUGCUGCAAAGAAUUUCGUCACGCCGCAGAGGAUGACUACGUCUACCGUCACUCCUCCAUGGACAGAUUUUCAUUGCCAAUGCCUUGGUUUACCAGCGAUCAUGAAUCCUUGUUUCUAAAACGCUGUAAAGAGAGUGGUAACCCGGAGAUUGCAUUCCGUGAAGGAAUGAUUCAAUAUUUCACUUCUUCAAAAGUGGAUUUGGGUCUCGAGCUUUUGAAAAAAGCAGCACUUGAAGGUCACCUUGAGGCUAAGUAUGUUUACUGCAUGCUUCUGAUGUGUGAUAAGGAUGAAGGAGAAAGAAAACAAGGUUUUGAUCUCUUUUGUUCCUUGAGAGCGUCCUCGUGUGUUACGAGAUGCAGAGAGCGGGUAAAGUGUUUUGUUCGAAGCAUGUGGGUCAAUAAUAAAGUAGCGGUUCGAAAUCGCAAGUCAUCUUUCUGCUAUUCUAAGACAUGUGACAUGGAGGAGUUGAUGAAACUUUCUGGGAAUUGGACAUCUUUUGAGGAUAAAGAUUUUGAUAGCUUUGCUCAGAGAGGAGAGGUUCUUUGUUCUCUGUGUAAUAGCCAGUUCAUAUCACCAACCAUGGGAAGCUCCACAACCUUCUUCCUCAUCUGUGCGAUCCUCGCCGUCCACGUGGCUCAAUCCUCCUCGUCCACCUUCGACUUCACCGGCGACCUCGACACCUUCUUCCUCCCUCUCAACUCCGCCUGCCGCGGAUCGGUCGCCGAGUGUGGCCUCCUCGUCGCCGCCGAUGACGACGCUGAGUUUCUAAUGGACUCCGAGACCAGCCGCCGCAUUCUAGCAGGAACAAGCUACAUAAGCUAUGGUGCGCUGAGGAGGAACACCGUCCCUUGCUCGCGACGCGGCGCUUCCUAUUACAAUUGCCGGCCCGGCGCUCAGGCCAACCCCUACAGGCGCGGAUGCAGCGCUAUCACCCGAUGCAGGCGUUGA